AUAUAAGUCGCCGAAACUCCACGUGUAGGCUAUCAACUGCAAGGAACAAUAUGGCCGGACCUAGUAGCUGCAUAUCGGCAGUUCUAGUGCUGACAGCGGUGGUUUCCGUAACUCUUUCAACAGAACUACCAAGCUCUUGUGAUGCAGUCCAUUGUGAAGAAGGAACUGUCUGCAAAUUACAGGAAGGUGCAACACGUGUUCCAACAACAAAACCAGGAUCAUGCCCCGUUCUGAAUCCGGGUGGAAUCAGCAUCUGUGUAGCGGAAUGCUCCUCUGACGCUGACUGUGAUGGCGACCUAAAGUGUUGCGGAGGCUGUCAUAAAAAAUGUAUUCUCCCCGUCGGUUACACAGACAAGCCGGGCACCUGUCCCUGGCUUCCACCCCACGGGACAGGCUCUUGUGAGCAACAACACCAGUGCAGCAAGGACAUUGACUGCGACAGUAAAUUAAAGUGUUGUGGAUCUUGCCCGCGGAGAUGUGUCAGCCCAUUCCCUUAAAAGAAUCAAGUGCAGUAAAAUAAACUUAGUGUA
Messenger RNA from Haliotis rubra (blacklip abalone), 530 nucleotides. Its product is annotated as perlwapin-like. Gene Ontology annotation, molecular function: peptidase inhibitor activity. Gene Ontology annotation, cellular component: extracellular region. The transcript is spliced from 4 exons. The coding region runs from base 51 to 497 and encodes 148 amino acids. The record is from RefSeq and is a predicted model, not a curated record. NCBI's taxonomy places the organism in Eukaryota, Metazoa, Mollusca, Gastropoda, Lepetellida, Haliotidae.